Molecule: messenger RNA, 1576 nt
Organism: Apodemus sylvaticus (European woodmouse)
Lineage: Eukaryota; Metazoa; Chordata; Mammalia; Rodentia; Muridae
Gene: Txndc5
Product: thioredoxin domain containing 5
Exons: 10
Coding region: 51-1304 (417 amino acids)
Biological process (GO): protein folding
Cellular component (GO): endoplasmic reticulum
Molecular function (GO): protein disulfide isomerase activity
Source: RefSeq, a predicted model, not a curated record
GCCGCGGAGGGGACCCGCGGCCCGGGCGAGAGCUCGCCAGCCCCGCCGCGAUGCCCCCGCGUCCAGGACGCCUUCUCCAGCCGCUGGCCGGGCUACCGGCCCUGGCCACGCUCCUGCUUCUGCUCGGAGCGCGCAAAGGUGCCCGGGCCCAGGAGGUGGAAGCGGACGGCAGGGUCGAGCAGGACCCGCACGCCAAGCACCUGUAUACGGCCGACAUGUUCACGCACGGGAUUCAGAGCGCCGCGCACUUCGUCAUGUUCUUCGCGCCCUGGUGUGGACACUGCCAGCGGCUGCAGCCAACUUGGAAUGACCUGGGAGACAAGUACAACAGCAUGGAGGAUGCCAAGGUCUACGUGGCUAAAGUGGACUGCACGGCUGACUCGGACGUGUGCUCCGCCCAGGGAGUGCGAGGAUACCCCACCCUGAAGUUUUUUAAGCCUGGACAAGAAGCGGUGAAGUACCAGGGUCCUAGAGACUUUGAAACACUGGAAAACUGGAUGCUGCAGACACUGAACGAGGAGCCAGCUACACCAGAGCCGGAAGCGGAACCACCCAGAGCCCCUGAGCUCAAGCAAGGGUUGUAUGAGCUCUCGGGCAACAACUUUGAGCUGCACGUUUCUCAGGGCGACCACUUUAUUAAGUUCUUCGCUCCGUGGUGUGGUCACUGCAAAGCUCUGGCACCAACCUGGGAGCAGCUGGCCCUGGGCCUUGAACAUUCUGAAACUGUCAAGAUUGGCAAGGUAGACUGCACGCAGCACUAUGCUGUCUGCUCAGAGCACCAGGUCAGAGGCUAUCCAACUCUGCUCUGGUUUCGAGAUGGCAAGAAGGUGGAUCAGUACAAGGGAAAGCGGGACUUGGAGUCACUAAGAGACUACGUGCAGUCCCAGCUGCAGGGCCCAGAGGCGGCUCCGGAGACUGUGGAGCCUUCAGAGGCACCAGUGAUGGCUGCCGAGCCCACAGGCGACAAGGGCACUGUGCUGGCACUCACCGAGCAGAGCUUCGAGGACGCUAUUGCACAAGGAAUAACCUUCGUCAAGUUCUAUGCUCCGUGGUGUGGCCAUUGUAAGAAUCUGGCUCCUACCUGGGAGGAGCUCUCUAGAAAGGAAUUCCCAGGCUUGGCAGACGUCACCAUCGCAGAAGUGGACUGCACCGCUGAGCGCAGUAUCUGCAGCAAAUACUCGGUACGAGGCUAUCCCACACUGCUGCUUUUCCGAGGAGGUGAAAAAGUGGGUGAGCACAACGGAGGCAGAGACCUCGACUCUUUACACAGCUUCGUUCUGCGCCAGGCCAAGGAUGAACUAUAGGAUCCCCGGUGACGUCAUCCGUCCUGGCCUUAUGCACCCCGUGCAUAGGCGUGAGCUCACAUGGACGUGCACAUUUUCACUGUGGUUAGUCAGAAAGUUGAAUGUAUUAAGCUUGUGUUGCUUCCUGUGUGCUCUGAGCCACCACACACUACGGACCUUAAGUUUCCUCUAAUCAUGGCUCAUGGUCCCUGGGCAAACCAAAUAUUUUCAGUGGCGAUUCACCCUGUAACCUUCUCUUGACAGAAUUAAAUUGGCUCCCUUUGAAACUAAAA